AUGAUCGCUGGGAUCAUGAGGACGUCAUUAGUAACAAGACUUUCGUUGUCUUGUGCAUUGCUUUCCUGUUUGUUUUGUUUGUGGAUGGAUUUCCGGCUUUUUCUUGCCGUGCAAAGCCUCAAGAGCUUCCCGGACAAUAGUAGCAGACCGGACGAAGCUUACUCCCCGUUCAAGCACAUCACGGUCAAGCUCAUGUGGAUGGACCCCAUCAAUCAGUACAUUGAAAAACCGUUGGCGCAGAGUUUCGUUCAGGGGGCGAAGCUGAGGGAAACUCUGCCAUUGUUGACGCCGAAUGUGAUCAGUUGCACGCACGUUUUCGUCGCCUUUGCAGCUGCUCGUCUCACUGCGAAACGUGGUUUCCAGGUUAGGUACGUGGCGGGUACCCUGAUGUUGGUCCGCAAUUUCCUGGACACAGUCGACGGGGCCCUGGCCCGGGAAAUCUCCAAGAACCACCAGAUGACAGACUACGGGUCCUUUGGCUAUUUUUUCGACGGCGUGUGCGACACCGCCGGGAUCGUGUUCUUCUUCCUGGGUUGCGUCAUGGCACUCAGGGUGCUGGCCACUAAACGAGGUGCACUCGCGGGUUCCGAAGGCAGGCUCGUUUUCGACGAAAUGCCGGACGUGAACCCCCACGUGGCCGAGAUGCACCGGCAAAUCUGGGCCGUCAUGUGGUGCUACGGGGUUCAAGUCAUCGUGUCUUCAGUCACGUGGAACAUAUACAUGGAGCGCUUCCACAAUUUGCUAGAACUGGGUUCUGGCUCUCAACAAGCCAAGGAGUUUGUGACAGCAGUGCGUUACUGGGGAUUCGCUUUGAUCUUCGGAUUGGUCCUGUGCACGGAAUUCUAUCUAUGGGCAGCUGCGUCAUCAGCAACCCUGGCCGAAGCGACAUCUAGCUGAGAGCUUUUCAUGUAGUUUUGCUCCUUCUAUGAAGAGAGGAUAAUGAGGAAAUGAGUACCAGCAGGCUUUUCGUGCCGCUUGCACAAGGUUUUCUACUUUUGCGUUGAUGAUAUGACGAGCUUGAAAUGAUGGACGUGGAUUACAACGCAUUACGUUUAUGCUGUCGACCCCAUCCCGUGGAUCCCACUUGAUCUCCCACAUUUUCAGCAUGAUGAUGAGCAAUUUUAUACAUUCUGUGGUCGGAAAAAAAUAGGCGAAAAAGAGCGGAGAAAUAUUCAUUUUUAUUCCGGUGUCCGUGCGUCGGAAAUUGUUUUGUUUUUCUCUAUGAUAAUUGCGAAUGAUUCUGUACGAAUCCGUGUGGAAUCGAUUUUCUCUAUCGUGGCAUUUUCUGUGGGUCGAUAUUUUUAUUUUAUCGUGGGCACCAAGUAUUUAUUGUUGGACUUUGAAUUUUAUUUAUGCUGCGUAUGCUGUGUGCUCAAAUGAAAUUGAUCAGCCACCGAGAAAUAUUUUCAAGUGAUGAAAAGAGUUACAAAUUUUGCCACCGCCCGGGGAAAUAUGAUUCCAGGAAAUUAAAAAGCAAUGUUUUGAAAAAUGCA
Molecule: messenger RNA, 1493 nt
Organism: Notodromas monacha
Lineage: Eukaryota; Metazoa; Arthropoda; Ostracoda; Podocopida; Cyprididae
Source: the annotation of a GenBank genome assembly